This is a messenger RNA of Syzygium oleosum, 2506 nucleotides long. Its product is annotated as protein SIEVE ELEMENT OCCLUSION B-like. The record is from RefSeq and is a predicted model, not a curated record. Lineage: Eukaryota; Viridiplantae; Streptophyta; Magnoliopsida; Myrtales; Myrtaceae. The coding region runs from base 61 to 2199 and encodes 712 amino acids. The transcript has 7 exons. Gene Ontology annotation, biological process: phloem development.
GUAAAUGCACUACUCAAGUCACUUCCCACAUCACUUACUAAUUUGCUUGUUUCCACUAGCAUGGCAGGCGCCCCGGCUCCUCCUCGCACUCCCAAGGGACAGCAGAAGGGAGGUCACCGGAUGUUUGCAGCGUCCGAUGACAGUGCGAUGAUGAAGCAGAUUCAAGCAACUCAUUCUCCUGACGGUCGUGUAGUCGACGUCAAGCCCAUUCUCGGCCUCAUUGAGAGCAUUUUUCGCCAUGCUACUCCAGGCAUUGAUGGAGUUUUGAAUGGGAAACAUGAAGCAAAGACUAGUUCGGAAGAGAAGGCCUAUCUGGAGGCUUUUGACGGUGUCCUAGAGGCGUUGCCUUUCAUUAUACAAAAGAUCUCCUGCGAGAUAUCAUGCAAGUGCAGCGGAGGUGGAGAUGCCCAUGGAACCACGAUGGGUAUAUUCAACAUGAUAUCAGCCUAUUCGUGGGAUGCGAAAGUAGUGUUGGCACUGGCCGCCUUCGGAGUGAACUACGGAGAGUUCUCACUGAUACUCCAUCUCUGCCCCACAAACCACCUUGCAAAAUCAGUAGCUUUGCUCAAGCAAUUACCAGACAUGUUGGAGCACUCUAACUCCUUGAAACCACAGUUUGAUGCGCUCAAUAAUCUCAUCGUUGCUAUGGUGGAAGUGACCAAGUGCAUUAUCCAGUUCAGCGAGCUACCAACUCAGUACAUUUCAGCCGAGACGCCCCCACUGUCAACUGCCAUGACCCAUAUUCCCACUGCAGCCUACUGGACUAUCCGCAGCAUUGUUUCUUGUGCUUCACAAAUUGCUAGCCUGAUAGGGUUGGGGAACGAAUACAUGCCAUCAACCACUGAAGCAUGGGAAUUAUCCAGCUUAGCCUACAAGGUCGGUAGCAUACAUGAUCACCUUAAGAAGCAACUUGCCCUCUGUUACCAACAUAUAGAUGAAAAAAGGCAUUUCGAAGCUUAUCAGACGCUGGUACGCCUCUUCGACAAGAUUCAUUUGGACAACAUGACCAUUCUCAAGCAUUUAAUCUAUGCCAAGGACGACAUACAGCCGCUGGUGGACGGCACCGAAAAAAAAAGGGUCAUCCUUGAAGUGCUGAGAAAGAAGACAGUGUUGCUACUAAUAUCAGAUCUUGAAAUUGCCUCUGAAGACAUCGAACUUCUCGACCACAUGUACAGAGAGUCUCGUUCAAGGCCUGAGAACCAGUUCGAAAUAGUGUGGCUUCCAAUUGUGGAUAUCGAUCCAAAGUCAGCUGCUUGGGAUACGACCCAUCAGCAGAGAUUCGUGGUGCUGCAGAAGAGCAUGAGCUGGUACACUGUCCACCACCCUUCGAUCCUUGAACCGGCGGUGAUCAAGUACAUAAGAGAGGUGUGGCAUUUCUCGAAGAGGAUCAUCAUAGUAGCUCUGGAUCCACAGGGGAAGUUGGCGAGCCCCAAUGCCCUCCAUAUGAUCCGGAUAUGGGGAACCGUGGCCUUCCCUUUCACCAAGGAGCGAGAGGAAGCGCUAUGGAAGGAGGAGAGCUGGAGACUCGAGCUGAUCAUCGAUGGCUUAGACGAAGGGAUUAUAACAGAAUGGAUGGCACAAGGAGCAUACAUUUGCCUAUUUGGAGGUGAGGACCUUGAUUGGAUCAGGAAGUUCACAAACGCAGCCAAAGCCGUCGCUAAGACUGCAAAUAUCCAGUUGGGAAUGUUUUAUGUGGGAAAGAGCAAUGCCAAGGAGCGAGUGCGGAGAACAGUGACCGCCAUCACCUCAGAGAAACUGAGCCACUGCUGGAACACCCCCACAUUCUUCUGGUUCUUUUGGGCUAGACUCGAGAGCAUGCUCCACUCAAAGUUGCACCGCGGGAAGUCCAUCGAAAACGACCCAAUAAUGCACGAGAUCAUGACGAUACUCAGCUAUGACGGGAGCGACCAAGGAUGGGCUAUUUUCUGCCAAGGUGCAGGGCUGGAGAUGGCCAGAGCCAAGGGCAACAAUGUCCUGGAGAGCAUGGAGAAGUUCGACACAUGGAAGGACGACGCAAAGCAGAAGGGUUUCGUCCCUGCGCUGCACGAUCAUCUAAGAAAGAAGGAGCUCGACACUCCACACCACUGCAGCCGCCUGAUCCUGCCUGGGAUCGAUGGGGGAAUCCCGGAGAGGGUCGUGUGCGCGGAGUGUGGCCGUCCGAUGGAGAAGUUCAUUAUGUACCGCUGCUGCACCGAAUAAGCAAAAGGUCAAAUAUAAUUACUUGGAUGCCAAGGUAUCUUGUGAUGUACCAUCUGGAGGUUAUGCAAGAUUUGGUUGUGGAAGACAGCGAUGCCGGUUGUGGCGUCCAGUCUGGUGUGGUGUUCGUUCAGAGCCUGGCUCUGGCUUUCAUGCAAUCUAUUCGGUUUGUCCCCUUUUUUUCUUUUCGGUUUCCUUUUGCGAUUUCAAUGGUGUUCUGUUUCGAAGUGUUCAGAUGACAUGUUGGUGUAUGGCUUGACCGCAACUUUCCUUGUACUCUUAUGAUGAUAUGCAUUUGUGUUGGCUUCAA